Wyeomyia smithii (pitcher-plant mosquito) is the source of this 10898-nucleotide messenger RNA. RefSeq lists its product as uncharacterized. Gene Ontology annotation, cellular component: mitotic spindle. Lineage: Eukaryota; Metazoa; Arthropoda; Insecta; Diptera; Culicidae. The record is from RefSeq and is a predicted model, not a curated record. The transcript has 16 exons. Bases 1937 to 8971 code for a protein of 2344 amino acids. Gene Ontology annotation, molecular function: protein binding. Gene Ontology annotation, biological process: regulation of mitotic cell cycle; mitotic spindle organization.
UCAGUCGUCGGUUGCGUUGUGUGAUUAGAAUAUAAUUACGUGGUGUAAUUUCUACCUGGUUAAAUUUCAUCUAGCCAACAAAUAAAUUAAAGAAAAAACGCCUUGUGCUAGUUGGUGUGUCUGGAUAGCAUUUUUUGCUGUGGUUAAUUUUGAUUUUUAUAGAACAAAAGAGAAUUAACAGCUAAUUGUGUGUGUUUUUGUGGGCAUAAUCUUUCCGAAUUUUGUACCCUGCCAAGAAAGUUACCUGUGUGCUCAUGUUAUUAAUUUUCUUUGUACAUAGAAUGUGGUUAGACGAAAUGGUUGUGCAUUGUUUCUUCCGGUCGUCGUGAUGGUGGCACUAUAGUGAACAGCAGUCGCAGUCGCAGAGAAGAAAAUCAAUCAUCUCCGUCCGAUCGAGCCUUUUUUCGCUGACGACGGAGGAGUGUUGUGUGCUCGGUGGUGGCUGAAAAGUCCGAGUACAGGGGUCGACCAGAGAAAGCAUUCGUAGGUGCGAAAGAAAUGAUAAUGGAAUGAUUAGUAAAGUGGCUAAAGUGGAAACAGAUCCUUAGAUUCGGAUAGGUUCGGAGAAUUGAUAAGUAUCGAACUCUUAAGCUGCAGGUGUAUUUUGAGAUGUGAGCUAUGGGUAACGAGGUUGUGGAAGGAAAUCGAAAGUGACGACCCUGCUGGCUUGAACUUGAUAAAGAUAGGCGCUAGUGACAACGUUAUCAAUACGUGAAAGUGUGUACGUGUGUGGGUGUAAACGAAAGCAAAUAGAAAUUGUCACGUGAAGUUCAAUGUUCUACGUUAGCCGAGCAGUUUCUACCUGUCGGGAAUCUUAUUAGAGCCAGAGCCAGAGUACGAUUGCAAAUGGACGCGUGAGGCUCAACUGGCAUUAAGCUGAAGCAAACGGGGAGAGAUUCACUACAGGUUCGGAUGGUAGACUUGCAGCGCAAAAGAAGAGCACUCUCGUUCUUGGAAAUUACGCAUACAGCCUUACGCGGAUGUAAGAGGCUUCUCUGUCCACUGCUGGAUUGUGGCGCAUCACGAACCACAGAAUCUGACACAAGAAACGGUUGACAAGCAAAACCUGAUCACGUCCGGAUCGCAAACCGGUGUAUUUCAAUUCGCCUGCAGCAGCAGCAGUGGAUCAUCAAUCCGACGACGUGUCUCGCGCGCAGUCAAUCGGUGAUUCUCUUCGGGAAUAGGCAGUUUUGGUACAGUGUAUUGCGUUAGGCUUCCCUGUACCGCUAGUUUAUUUGGUAUUCAUUUCCUGUGAAACUUCGAAAUCGAGGCGAGGUCUGCCACUCCGUCGUCGUCGUCGUUACAACGCAAAUGGGUAAAACCUGCCCCAGUUGGGAAAGGUGACAGCGUGCUAUCGAGCCGCUCAUCCGAGCGACGCAGAUUCACCGGCGUAAUUUUGAGAGGCACCCAAGGCCUCUGGCAAUGGUGGAAACUAUGUAAACAGAACAACCAGUGGUGAACGAAUCUUUCUUUUUCUUUUCCAUCGUCGGUUAAUCGCUACGAAUCACGAGGCCAAAUGAAUGCAUAAAUUGGCCGCAAUGGCAUUAGCCACGAAGAACUGCGAUACCACCUGAAAUUUAAAUUUUUCGCGACUCACUAGGUGAAUCCGUUUCUAGCUUUUUUUCCCCUAUCUAAAGGAAACCCAACACGCGAUAAAAGCCGGUGGAAAAGUAAGCGGAAAAUGUUACUCUAUUUUUGAGCCGGUCCCUGUAUUUGUGCGUUAUUGUGCCGACCGUUGGGUGAUACGCGUGUGCUUACCCUGCCGAGAGAAUAACGUAGUUAGGAGAAUGCGCUCCGGUCGCGAGAGAGGUGAUCGAGAGCUUUGAAACCAAGAGAAAACCAACCGUGAGAGUGAAGCAAGCGAUACCGGUUUUUGGUGAAUAUAGGUUCGUAAACCGAGAGAGCUUGGUGAAUAAGUCUGAAAGUUAAGCCUGUUAUGAUGAAUCCGUACGCUGAGCAUAACGUCAUCCGAGCGCCAUCUCUGAAGCGGGGAAAGAACGACGAGGGACUUAACAAUCGGAUAAAAUUAAAGAAGAUCCUCGGCCUCACAGUAUGCAGCAACGCAGGAUUGGAUGUCUCUUCGACUACGGGUGUCUUGGCAUAUCCAGCUGGAUGCACUGUAGUCCUGUUCAACUCAAAGAAGUUGACGCAAACGUUUUUGUUAAACACAGCCAAGAAGGCCAUCACAGCAGUCGCGUACUCGCAGUGCGGUCGAUAUCUGGCCACUGGCGAGUGCGGCCACAAUCCAUCCAUCAAGGUAUGGGAACUCGAUGUGAACGGGAAUGCAAACUACGAAAACGGAGCCGCCGGCAGCAUUGUGGCGGAAUUCUCCGGCCACAAAUACGCAGUCAGCUGCGUGGCAUUUUCACCCACCGGGAAGUAUCUUGUCUCGGUGGGCUCACAGCACGACAACGUGGUGAACGUGUUCGAUUGGAAGGCCAAUCUGAAGAUUGCAUCGAACAAAGUCAGCGCAAAGGUCGUUGCUGUGAGCUUCAGUGAAGAUGCAAAUUAUUUCGUAACGGUUGGAAACAGGCACGUCAAGUAUUGGUACUUGGAGGGCAGCAGAAAGUACAAGGAACCGAUCCCACUGAUGGGACGGAGUGCUAUAUUGGGAGAGCUGCGAAAUAAUGACUUCUGUGCGGUUGCAUGCGGCAAGGGAGAGAUGGCGGACAGUACGUACGCGAUCACGCGGAACGGACAUCUGGUGGAGUUUAACGCACGACGAUUGCUAGACAAGUGGGUGAUGUGUAGGACAAAUGCGGCCAACUGUAUGGUCACCAGUACAAAAUAUAUCUUAGUGGGAUGCGCGGAAGCCAUCAUUAGAGUAUUCAACGCGGAAACCUUGGAGUACAUAACGACCCUACCGCGAACGCAUUUCCUGGGCGUGGACGUAGCUCAGGGUGUCCACAUCAACCACAUGAUGACGACGCCGCAAAAUGCCAAAUACCCAGACACGAUUGCGAUCGUGUACGACGAGAACCGAUCGAAAGUGACGUGCGUGUACAAUGAUCACAGCCUGUACAUCUGGGAUCUGCGUGACAUCCGACGGGUGGGCAAGAGCCACUCGUUCCUGUACCAUUCGGCUUGCAUCUGGGGUGUAGAAACCGUGCCAUUUAGCUAUCUGAAGCACAACGUGUCGGAUAUGCUGCCAUCGGAUAGUUUUCUGACUUGCUCAUCGGACGAUACGAUCCGUGUGUGGGACAUCGAUAACUGCGAAAGUAACGACCUGUACCGAAAGAACAUCUACAGCAAGGAGCUGAUGAAAGUGAUCUACAUCGAUGAAGAGUUGAACUUCAUUAAAGAUGUGGACAAUCCGAUCCAUAAUACGGAGAAAAACUCCAGUUACGAUGGAAGAAACGGAGUUCGAUGCAUCAAGAUCAACCCGGCAAAUAGUCAGCUGGCAACGGGUGAUAGGAGUGGCAACAUUCGAAUCUAUAAUCUCAGUAAUCUUAAGCUGAUCACUACGAUCGAAGCGCAUGACUCGGAGGUUUUGUGUCUGGAAUAUACGAAUGAGAAAAUUGAGCGAAAGCUGCUGGCAAGUGCCAGCAGAGACAGGUUGAUUCACAUCUUCGAUUGCGAAGCGGGUUACAGGAUCUUACAAACACUGGACGACCAUUCGAGCAGUAUUACCUCGGUUCGGUUCAUUGGGAUUGGCAAGCAGUUCCAGAUGGUGUCCUGUGGUGCCGACAAAUCCAUCAUCUUCCGCAACUUCCAGAACAAUGUCUUUCUGCGUGGCAACAAUUGUUCCGGCAAAAAUACGCUUUACGAUAUGGAAGUGGACAGUAACUAUAAGCACAUUCUGACGGCAUGUCAAGACCGAAACAUUCGAGUGUAUAGCACGCAAAAUGCCAAACACACAAAGACCUUUAAAGGUUCGCAUUCCGACGAAGGCAGUUUGAUUAAGGUUAGUUUGGAUAUGAGCGGCAUCUACAUUGCUACUUCUUGUACGGACAAAACCCUUAGCGUUUACGAUUAUUAUUCGAAUGAGUGUAUGGCACGAAUGUACGGUCACAGUGAACUGGUGACCGGGUUGAAGUUCACAAAUGACUGCAAACACCUCAUCUCUGCCAGUGGUGAUGGAUGUGUCUUUAUCUGGCAGGUGCCACAUGACAUGAUCGUAACGAUGCAAGCUCGGCUUUCACAACAGGCUUUGCGUUCCGGCCAUCAGCCUGUUCCGCGUCCUCUCUCCAAUUCAUUCACCGAUGCCAUUCUGGAGCAUCAUCAGCCAAAUAACGAGCAGUACGGAUCACCACCGAAUAACCUGUUCAUUGAGGACGCUCCUGUUACGCCUGGUUAUCGGUUUUCCGAUGUCGGCCAGCUUCCUCAGUGGGCUAAGCGAAAACCCACUGAAGAUCAGUCGAAUUCACCGGUUCUAGGUAGCAGUCCGAGUCAGCAUCAAAAUUUCGGUGGGCCGCCGAAGCCUCGCGGUCGAUGGGGACAAAAAGGACAAUUUGACGAAGCACUAGAUCUGCGGAACAUCGUUGACAGUCCGAUGAAUGUAACGUUCAGUCAUGACAAGGUUGGAAUACAUCAUGUUAACAAUAAUAAUACACCGACCUCGGGUUAUAACAGUGGCAGCUCUAAGGAUGUCUACAGUAAUGCCUAUCUGAGUGAGGACAGUUCGAUUGAUAGUGGCCGGGAGAAUCGGCGCGACAUCACAUUUCUGCAUAAGAAAAUAUCCGAAACUAAGGCACUGAAUUCACUCAAUUCGGAGUCUAAUACGGAGCAUGACGGUGACGUUGAAGACAUUUCCGACGGGGAACGAACCAGUUCCGAGCACGGAAUGGUGUACUACCCGACAGCGGCGCCAUCAACGCCAACAGAUUUCAAAAUCAACGAGAUCGACGUCAACGAACUGCGCAAAUCAAUCCGACGGCAAAAAUUGGAAAAGCAAGGCCUUAGUAUCGCUACGCAGCUUCAGUUGCAAAGUGCUGCUUCAACGGGAACCGGCACCGGUACAUCGGACGACGAAGAUGAGGGUUCUACUCCUAGUGGCGAUAACGCCGAUCGUUCACUAGCAUCUACGCUUGGUGGCAGCUCGGAAAGCAUACCACAGCAAACGUCUUCCACCUUUUUGCAGGCGGCGCUGGAUGGACCGGCUAGUCUAUCGGAUAAAGAACGUGCCCAAAGCCGUAAAAGCAUCAGCGCGAUGCACAACAAUGAUGCCAAAAUUACCACCAGUAUCUCCAAAUCGUACGCCAACAACAAAAAGGAGGAGCUGAUGAAGGUCAUUAACGAGGCCAAAGCAAAGCUGGAGAAUGGGAUUCUAAUUCAUAGUAAGCGUGGCGUAAAAUAUUCACUAAAUAUAGUUCAUUCUAAGGUUGGUUACCGAUCCGGUCUCCGCGCUAGUCAGAGCAUUUCCGAUCUAAGUCAUCCGAUGGGUGGAGGCGGUCCCGGAGGAGUCGGCCGAUUGCAGAGGAUAGGUGACUCACCUUGUUCCUACCGAAACUAUCCUUCACCUUCUUCCGCGUCAGGAACUCAUAACUAUCUAAACUGUGCUGUGCCUCGUUCGCGUCUAGUUCAGAAUUGUGCCAUGAUUAAUCAAUUUCAGCAAGAGUUACCACCAUACCCUAGAAACUUGGGCAUCUAUUCAAAACCGAACGGAGAAGAUAGCGUCGAGGAAACGUUGAUUAGACCGGAAAAACUUGAGCUUCCAGAACUGCCUCCGGUUCCAGCGGAUAAACUUCGCAAACACCCAGGAAUACUCAAAAACUAUAAGUCGUGUCCUGUGUCACCGGUACACGAGGAACAGGAAUGGAGUAUUCUGUCCAACCAGGACGGCGAACCUGGUCCUUCGGAACGUCAAACGCGACACCAGUCCAUGUAUUACGAAGAUGCCAAAACAAUCCUGGACAUGAUUCACUCCGACACGGAGAAGAUGAUUCAGGAAAUCACCAGCAAGUACGGAGAUCUGGAUGAUUACGAACCGAACAAAUCGGGCCAUCAAACGAAACCGGCCAUUCUACCCACUUGUCGUAGUGAGCCCAGAUGCUUAGAGGCCGUAGUUGGUGAAUCUCCCAAAGAGGCCAAAUGUACCGCUCGGAAAGAAAGAAACGAGCACGGAUUUCUCUCCGAGGACGACCCUAAUUUUAGCUCCGACUCCCUAGAGGACUGUAGCUUAGACUUAGACAUAGAGAAGACUGAACACGGUAGAAGUAAACGUAACACCUGUGCCAAACAUCAAAAAUUGUUACUACGACCGAUCGAUUCACUGCCGAAGCGUUCCGUUUCGGAAUACUUCAUCUACGAUGGCUUCCAACCGGUACCGUACAGAAAUGUUUCCCUUUCGGAUAUUCUGGACGAAGACAAGCGUAGUCCUGACAAUCGCUUUCUGGAAACGCAGCGUCACUCCAGUGCUAGUUUCUUUCUUGGACAGCAGUACCCGGAUCGCAAGAGCCAGGAAAGUAUUCUGUCGGAUGAUUUUGGAAGUGGCGGUGUGAGCUAUUGCAACAGUAUGGAAAGCAUUUUAUCGGAUGAUUCGGAAUGUAAGAGUGCCCCGCUGGAAGUGCUGUUCGAACGGAUCAAGCGGGAUCGUAGCUACUGUGCCAACCAGGACAACUACAAAAUCGACACCGGCGGAAACUCGAAGUCGUACGGAUCGAGCCCGAACACUGGCUGUGGUUUUGACUAUUACAUGCAAAGCAACUAUUUUAACCGGGAUCAUCCCGAUAGCUACGGGUACGAAAACUUGGAAACUGGCAGUAGAAUUUGUGAAGCCCGAUCACCACAGCACAGACGAUUGGGUGUGCCCGGUAUGACAACAUCCGUCAGUUAUCCAAGGUUUAUAUCGAGCUCCGCUAUGACAGCCACCGCUGAAGAACUAAUCGAGGAAGACUUUAUCCCCUCCCUAACGGCAAAAGUCGCACAAUACGGCGGAGGAACGGUAAAGAGCUUGAGCAAAGACUUCGCAAACCAGCGAAAACAAAUGAACUCUAACCCGAUGUACAAUUGCGAAGGAAAUGAGCUGUUCGUGCGAAAGACAGUCAACGCUACCAACCAAAUCACCCGAUCGGACAUUUUUGGCAAUGAAUCGUCGGUGUAUGUGAUGAAGAAAUCAUGCAGCUUCGAGAUCGAAAUGGGUGGACGAAGAAUCGCUCGAAAUUCGAAAAAGUUUGAGCAAAAUCUGCAGCGCUUCGAGCAGGAACGUCAGCAGCAAUCGGAACGCUAUCGACUCGGUGGAACACUGGAAAUGGAUUAUGUACCGCACAAACCUCCGGUGGCGCAUCGGCGAUCGGCAAGCAUGAAAGGUCGAGGUCGGGUGCGGUCCAAGGAGAAAUUUAACACCAUAAUUGGACAGCUAUCUGCUUCGGCACACGAGGACAACAAGCUUCGUGACUUCGUCAAUAAAGACUACAUGCCAAGGGAUCUCAGUGUGGCCAGUUGUUCCAGAAUUACCGCGCUGAACUCGGGAGAUGAAAAAUCUUUCGAAAUUUACGUGGCCGAGAAGGGAGUCAGCGAGAAUGAUAAUUUGGAUAGUUUGGAGCUACUCUCAAAGCCGGACUUGCGUAAGGAAAAUUCCAUUGAUUCUUUGGAUGAUUGCCACCAGCAGCAGGGACCGGAAUGUAAAGAAUCCCCUGUUAAAACUAGAGCGGAGCUAGACAAGUUAAUCGAUUACAGUUUGCUUUCGUCAGUAGAAUAUAAUAGAUUUUUGGAUAUCGAGAAAAAGAUCGAUAUUAUCAACAAACUGGUUGAGAUGGAGGAACGCAAGCUGGAGCAGGAGCGAACGGCAAAGGAAAAUCGAAUGAAACCGUUCGAGUGUGACUCGCGACAGAAGGGCUACGUGAAGAGUUUAACGGAAAACUUCGAUAAGCUUGCCAAGGACGCCCAGGAGGAGCUGGAGAACGAGAAAAAUUGGCACUUUGCUCACACAGCCAAAAUGAAGCGUAACUUCAGCCUCCCGGAUGUGCUCGAGGGUGCCAAGUUUCAGUCGAUAGAUUUCCAAGAUCCGGAAAAUCUGUUCAAGCAAAAGGACGAGGAAGAACUGUCGGAGAAGGAUGAACAUUCGCUGGGAUACGCGGAGGGUGAAGGCGGUAAUCCCCGAAGCUUAAUCUCUGCGCAAGAUAGUGAUGAGUCAUCGAUUAGACGUGCUUGCUCGCUUAGCGAUUUGAGUAUGGGAAAAGCCUCGAACUACAAGCCAGUACCCAGCAGUCGUAGCAACGUCCAGCAGCGAAGCGUUCCCAAACGAAGCACCUCUUCGGUCGGGAAGGGUGGCGCAUCGCUAUCCUCCGGUAUGGGAGUGAGGAGUGUUUCGGUUGGCAUGCUAAAUCAAGCGAGCGACUCUGAACCGGAACCUUCGGUGGUGACCCGUGGUGGUUUGAUGAAACCUACAAUCAGUUCGCAGAACAAAGUUAACGGAACCGGCAACACCGGAAAGUACAUCAACCCCCGCAGCGCAGCCGGUAUCAUUAACCGACGCAAAGGCUUACAGAAUGCUUACAGCAGUGUGAAUAUCGCUUCCGCUACCCAAGACGAAUCCAGUUCGGAGGAGUCACCAACCAGCACCGUUAGUACCGUACCAGCGAAGCCUGCCGUUCCGCCCCGUCCACGCAGUAUCGCGCUGGAACAUAAACGAAUAGCGAACGUCAAUGCCAGUUUGAAUGCGAAGAAAGCCCCCACCACCAACAUGGAGAUGGAAAGCAUGAUCAAGGACGGCGAUCUGGAUAACGCUGACUUGACCAAUCAACUCUGCUCCAAUAUAAUUAAUCAGCUUGUACAAACGACGACGUCGGUCAUCCAGCUGCACCAGCGGCUAAAGUCCAACGACGAAUCCGGCGGCGGUAGUGGCAGAAAUAAUUCACUCAUGAUCAAAGAGUUGGAAAAUGCGGUCAUUAUGACGCAGAACAUGCUGAUGAAGGUGACAAAUAGGAACAACAUCGGCGAUAGCAUCAACCUAAACAACAGCACCAGCAUGUACGAGAAAUGUAAUGACAUCCUGAACCAGGUCCAAAAGCAUGUAAACAAUAGCGGCUGAUGGCAGCCCUAUCAACGCUCAUAGCAGACAUAGCAAGCGGGCAUUCCAGCAGCUGACUGUCGUCGAUAAUCGCCCUGGCUACUACUGUCUGCAACAGUAUAGAAGAACUUGUCCAUCAGUUUUACUCUAUGUACUUUGUUUUUGGGAAUGUAUAGGCUCUAGGAGAAUUUUGCGUGUGAUACGAUUGUUUUGUGAUUGUGCGUGUGACAAUGUGGUUGUAUCGAGAGCAGGAACACUUCACCGGUUCACACUGUACAAUAAAUACCACCUUCCCUACGCCAGGCAAGGAAACUUAACAAAAUAACAAGAUCAGCUUUAACGCCCAGCGCGAAACGAAUGUUUUUGAUGGAAUUGUCGUAACCCAAAAAAAGAAGAAAAAAAAAACGCGUGAAUGUGAUUAGUUUGUUGUCGUUGGUAUUAAUCAUUGCCAGAUGGCAAGGUAGAAUAAAAGUCGAACUAAACAUAUGAAAUGUGCUUAAUUCAAUUACCUACGUAACAGAAGCAACGUUGAAAACAGAAUCAUAUUUCGUCCAAUUUAGUUGAUAGUUAUUUUAUACGGUUUUUAAUGAUAGUGAAAGAGAUCACGAAAUGUUUAUGUUCGUCCGUUUCCCUCGAGGAGCGGAAGUUUUUGAGAAAGGAAUGCGCCAUAUCUAGAUUUGUUAGUUGAGAAUGUUUUUUUUUUUCGUUGAACACCAGUUCUAGGAGUCAUUGGUAGGUUAAUCAUUUUAGCGCUUUGAAACCUUUCAAAACAUUUUGAAGAAAGGAAAAUAUUUCUACUGUUAGAUUUACCCUCUGUUGCACCGGAGAGUAUUCCACGUUCACAUUCUACAGUCAAGUGUUUCGUUUCUAAAUUCUAGUUUAUCUAGCUUCGGACGUUUGCCAUUCUUCGUAGUUAUGUUAAACUCAAUUUUUAGUCAAAGGCUUGAAAUAGAGGAGAGCUUAAUUCCACCCGCUCCUAGCAAGAUGUAACAACUGAAACGCUAAGGCUCGGUCGUUUUGUUGAAUUGUCCUUUUACUAGUUGCAAGGCAUAGCUGUAGAGUAGGUUCUAAUGUUCCAUCAAACUCGUUUAACAAAUUCUAGUACUUUAAAUGGUAACGCAUUGAAUAAUCACUUAAUACCUAUUAAAUCAUAUUGAUUUAUCCUACUAAAUGUAAGCAAAGUUUUAAGACAAAAAAAGAUUUGAGUCCUGUACCCUCACUCUCUCCUAUUAUACCUUCUGUUCCAAAUAGAGUUCCGAUCGUGUCGAAAUAAUAUCAUUCAAUAUAAUGUAAAAUUGACAGAGAUCAAAUUAAUCGUAUGUCAUCAGUUGUCGAGGAAGGUUUUCCAAUUGCAAAUGUUAGGCAACAGCAGAACAAACCACAAACAUACACACAAAAAAGAAACCUCAAAUCAGCAACACUUGAUAGUAGCAGUAGCUGAAACGGAAAUCAGCGAUUUCACUAGUAGAAAACAGAGAAACUUUGCUUUCAUCUCAACCUCAGGCUCAUCCUAACAUUUUGCUGUAUACUCAACUAAACUAAAAAAUACGAGGCAAAUAAAACUUACAAAACACCUCUUGUAACUAACAGAAAAUAUGAAAUCAAUUAACAAUGAUUAGGCUAUUAACGUACAGUUCAUCUAGCUUUGUACCACUAAGUCUAAUUUAAACUAAUUAUUCUGACUAUAAUGCUCGAGUUCAAAUAUGAGUUGAAAGGAUUGAGGAGUUGAACAUCGGUAACGUGAAGGAAUUUGUUUGCGGCAGUUAGGUUUGCAGAUUAGUAUGAACCGUAAGAUUUGAAGCGAUGGGAAUAAUUAACUGGAAGUAAACUACUGAGUAUUUAAGUGUAGAUUUAUUCCUCUGAUAAACGUGAGAAGAACGAAGCGUCAACACUAACUUUAUGACGAGAAAGAAGAAAAUAUAUUUAAAAAGUCAUAUUUUGAAAACAA